GGUCUGACCAUCUGUCUGCCGUACCAUGGUGUGUUGGGAAUUCUCAACAGAGAAGAGCAACUUUGAAAACAGAUGUGACGGAAACAAGACUAUCAGGGCGGCAGAUCAAAGGGAGCUUUGUGUCAUGGAUGUCCACUGCAAUGUGACAAUACUAGAGACCCAGAUGCAGAUCAACUCAACCAUCUUCCACUUGGUUAAGAUGGUCAGCAUGUGCGUGAGCUACACCCUGAACGUCAUUCUCAGUCUUCCUUUACUCUUGGUCAUCACACGCCCCCCAUCCCUCCUCAGGCACACUCGCUUCCUGCUCCUCACACACCUCCUCUUGUGUGACAACCUCCAACAGCUCCUCUGGACCGUCAAAGCAGUUCUUUUAAGAUCCAGAGAAGGUAUACCUGUGGCCCACUGUCUGAUCUUCUGUGCUGCUAUCCAGGCCUGCUCAUUGGUGGACCUCUUACUGAGCACUGCCCUGGCUGUGGACCGAUUUGUAGCUGUCAAGUGGCCCCUGCGCUAUGAAUUCUUGAUGUGUCCUCAAAGGAGACGAGCAAUAGUUGCAGCCAUAUGGAUCUUAUCAGUUGUGCUCAGCGGUGUAGGUUUAUGCAUCAGCCUCAGCACAAUCCAGGUGAAUUUUUCCUUUCCCCGCUGUCGACCUCUCAUCCUCACACCCUGCCUGUCAGGGACAUCAGCUAUGCUACUUUACUGCACCGUGGGAACUGCUGUGGUGGUGCCUCUCUGCUCUCUGACCAUCCUGGGAUGCUUCUGCCUGCUCUGCUGGGACAUGCAUGCAGGGCUGCUCUGCACCAAGAGGGCUUCUGUGACCCUGACCCUCCAGGCUGUUCAGACUCUUCUCUUUUCAGUUCCUGUGGUCAUGGACAGCUACCUGAUCCCUGGCUACCUGCACAGCGAUACUCUUGAUUUAGCAGCAACCAUCAUUUUCAACCUGGGGGUGUCACUCAUCCCAUUAGUCUAUGGAUACCGCUCACGAGAGCUGCAGCAGAGGAUACGAGAGGCUGCACACAGGAACAAAGUCAUCAACCAGAAUUGGUCAUAAAGUCUGAUGAGAAUUAAUUUGUGGAGCUGCUAUUUAUAAAACUGAACCGGUUUUACCUGUACUGCCUGAAGAUCUUCCUGUUCAGCACAGAUCUUUGCACAUGUAUUGUGCCACGCUUUUACUUGAUUGUUUGAAAAAGUAUGGUUGGAUAGCUGAGUCAAUAUGCUAAUGUCAGGUAACAGCAUCUUCCUGUAAUUCAUUUGUAUUUCAAAGGUAAACAACAUGUGUUUUAUUAGCAGCAGUAGAAUCAGAGA
Messenger RNA from Seriola dumerili (greater amberjack), 1302 nucleotides. Its product is annotated as olfactory receptor 10G4-like. NCBI's taxonomy places the organism in Eukaryota, Metazoa, Chordata, Actinopteri, Carangiformes, Carangidae. Gene Ontology annotation, cellular component: membrane. Gene Ontology annotation, biological process: G protein-coupled receptor signaling pathway. The record is from RefSeq and is a predicted model, not a curated record. Bases 26 to 1048 code for a protein of 340 amino acids. The transcript is spliced from 4 exons. Gene Ontology annotation, molecular function: G protein-coupled receptor activity.